Messenger RNA from Acanthaster planci (crown-of-thorns starfish), 3823 nucleotides. RefSeq names its product multivesicular body subunit 12B-like. The record is from RefSeq and is a predicted model, not a curated record. Lineage: Eukaryota; Metazoa; Echinodermata; Asteroidea; Valvatida; Acanthasteridae. Gene Ontology annotation, biological process: virus maturation; viral budding; regulation of epidermal growth factor receptor signaling pathway. Gene Ontology annotation, cellular component: late endosome; ESCRT I complex.
CCAGUGAAUCUACAUGUUCAACACCUCUCCAUGUUCAACAAAUACCACUCCCAAAUCUGCAGAUCUGUGUCCUAAAUUCUCGAUAUCCGUGGUUCAUUGCAUUGGUGACGUACGUCGAUCGACCAAUUAAAUCCGAAACACUGAUUAAUGGCCGCUGACGCUUAGUACUCAGCCCUAUGGCUUGAUCGGCAGUAAAGUGCUACUUGUACAAUAGUUGUGUGAUGGCAAAAAUUAGAUUUGUUCUGGCACCUGCUGCAUAAUCUUCGAAUUUCAACUUGGACAACUUUGCCAGGAGUAGAAAACCUUCCACUGGAAUAGACCUCCGCCCACAAAUAAAGAGUUACCCAGAACUGAUGUUGACAUCCCAGAGGGAUCCCUGAAUCUAGCAUGGCCGAUGACUCCCUGCCAAUCACGGGAGUGUGUGUGGUUGCCGACAAAGAAAGGCGCCCUGUUCACUAUGAUCUUAUUGAGAACACUACCGACAACCAAGAUGCUGACAUCUGGAAGGACAGCUUCUUCAGGAAGGUGAAGAGAUAUCUCUGCUUCACCCGCCAACCUGUUCAGGGUAACGUAGUGUUGACAGACCUGACCGUCAUCAAGGAGGGGGAUCAGAUACCUCAGGGCUACACAGCAAUUCCAACCACUUCAGACUCAAAGGAACCUGUUCUGAAGAAGAAGAUUCUGAUUGUUCAGCUUGUCAUGAGAGGACAGGUGACAAAGGCUAUCUGUGGUAUCUACUUGACCUCCUCCAAGGCUAAGACGCGACCCAUUGAUGCAUCGCCGAGAGGAGAGAUCAAUGGUUUGUCGUUAUACCUCAAGAUGGGAACACUCCCGAGUCCGACAUCACAAACCGUCCCCACGGAUCCCUACGGCAGGCCACACUCGGUCAGCAAUCCUCAGCCUUACAUGAACAAUGCAAACAUGGGCUACCAGGGAUCUCCAAGAACGGCUGCUGGGAGCGUGGCUCCGGCCCAUCCGCUGCCUUAUCAGUAUCCAUCUAGAGGCAGUACCCUGACCAGGCAGGCAUCCAUGAUACAAACCAAUGCAGCCACUGAGAGGAUACAUUCAGCUAUUGAAGGGGUACCGUUUGAACUCCACACCUCACUACAAUCAGCCAGCCAAUCUGAAGAUUUUCAAACGCCACAGCUCCAAACAGCUGAAGAUGUGCUCCUCAGAUAUAGCUAUGAUUUCAGGACAGAGCAGCAGUCCAAACAGAGGAAUCUUGUGGCUUUGUGAAGGGCCUUGUACAUGUAUUUAGCUUUUCUCACAUUAUUGUGUUUUGGUUGUAGAUUUAGGGAGAGGCAUCUUGGAUUCCCCCCCCCCGCAAAAAGCUUUAUACCGUCAUUAGGCUUGCCAAAAAUAUGUAGCUUGUUCAGAUGAGAAGGGAGUUGUUUUCUCAUUGUUAAUGAUUUACCAUUUCAUGGUUGACAUUGGUUCCCAGCAGAGACCUGGGAGAGGCGAUUUCGGGGCCCAGAAUCUGGAAAAGCCCAGCAUUUUUUGUCCCACUUCCACCUGGCCUAGAUUCUAGUUGGCAGUUUCUCCCCAGAUGCAGCCAAAAAUGCCGAGUAAAACUACCCGGGCUGUACCGUACUGGCCGCAGACUGUAUAGACCAGCAAAAUAGCUUAAGAUGUCUUCCGAUACCAGUACCUGUUCUGGUCGGCCAGAAAAACUCCAUCUUGGUGGAUAGUUUUGGCAGGAUCCUUCGCGUAUCCUGCAAACUCCGCAAGAAGCCAGUGGCACACUCUGUGUACUUAAACUUUCAAAAGGCAUCAGACUUUCUUUGGAGUAACAAUGCAGGGGUUUGCCAUGCUGAAUCCUGCAAAAGGCAGAUAUUGAAGGGGGGAUCUUGGAGGAUUAAGCAGAAUUAUUUGGUCUGAAACAACUCGAUCUGUAUAUAUAUAUCAGCUGGGGAAAAAAUUCGACUUUGGUUGCUUCCUAUUUUUAAGUUACUUAAAUGUGCUCUUACUUUUUGUGAUUUGUCGUACUCUGGGAUAUUUCACUCCAGGUUUGUUUGAUAUGCAUUUUUGAAAAGUAUAUUUUGAACAAUUCCAAUGUGCAUCAGUGAAAAGAGCGAAACAAGGCAAUGCUCCAUCGUGGUUGAUAUGUAUUUUAUUGAGAUGUGGUUUAGUAUGCAAGUACCGACUGCUUCGAGUGGCAGAGUAAAGUCAGUCUACCUAGGAAUCUUUACUGUCACAAGUUUGAGCACUUCAUGCAGAGCAUCUUAUCCCCAGAGUAUGUAAUUACAGAGGUAUCUGAUCAGUACAAUCCGGUGGAAAUGGACCUCGUUCAGUUCAAAAUUCAUCAUGUAAUUUACUCAUGAAGCAUUUAUUUCAAAAUUGGUGUGCCAUUUUCGUACCUUUCAGAAUCCUGCCCUCUCCUGGCUACCCAAAUGAGUUAAGUUUGACGGGUUUUGUAUACAUGUAGUUAAAUGCAACUUAACAAACCAGUACAGUUAAUGAGGUACCCUCCUUGUUAUAACUCCGGAACAAUAUUUUUCAGUUAUGUAAACACUUCAUAUCCAUUUUUUUCUCUGAAUGAAAUUUUCCCUCCCUGCUCCGUGAUGCACAGUGGCGUUGGGGGGGGGGCACACAGAUUUCUUGUCUUUAAGACUGCUUCAUCGUUGACUAGGAAAGAAGUCACCGGUAUAUUUAUUUAUCAAAACCCCAAGCAAAUAAAACCAUCAAAUGAAAGCAAGGAUGUUGGAACCGUGAUUAAGGCUUUUUUUUGGUCCCCAAUAUCAUGUUGAAUGAGCUUGAAGCUGCAUUCGCUUUUGAAUUUGCCCUGCCCCCAACACCAAAUACUGGAUACGCCGCUAGUGGUGUAACAUAAAAACCUGCUCAAUGCAUGAUUUAGCGGCACUUCCUUGUGAAACCAAGGAUGCUAGAGGCACAGUGCCCCGAUAGCUUUGUAUACAUGUAAAUACAUGUAUAGUACCUUUCAGGAUCAAGCUGCAAUGGUGUGCGCUUUCUUGAAGUGCAUGGCAAAAUUAGGGAAAUAGAACAAAUCCCAUAUUAACUACUCCACUCAGGCAGAGAGACGGACUCGGUUGAUGUGAGGUUAUUGAAAAAACACUUAUUACAGCAGGGCAGUUGUGAUUAAUGAGAGUACAUGUACAAAACGUCACUGAAUUCCAGUUAGUUGAGAGGUUGGAGAUAACCAUUUUUCAGGACGUCACUUUGGCCUAUCAAAUAUGGUCUCCAACCAGUAGAAAGGCAUUCCCAUGGCAUUCCCUUUAUGUAACUGUUUCAGUAUACGUGUACUGAUGUGAUAAAAAGAGAAUUCACAUUUAACAGUAAUAAUGAUGAUUCUUAGAUUAAAGAUUAUUUAAAGAUGCUUUUAUUUGUAACGUUAGUACCGAGCAUUCAGUAUUGUUACACAGUUGUAGACCAGUAGCUGUUGCUUUAACUACAUUUUCUAAAACUCAUCGCCAGUGACACUGUCAAGUUGAAGUUGUGAUGCAUGUUUUGUCGUAAUCUCCUCUACCAAAAAUUGAAGUCAUUUAAAGGAGAGAAAUCCAUGCUUUUGUGUCUCUCUGAAGAGCAGAGACACGUUCAUAACACGACAAGAUUCUGAUUGCUGCUUGACAACAACUCUGUAUUAAAUAAACAUUGCUUUGACACCUUUCCUCCAUUUCUUGUAAUGUUCAUGUACAGUGUUCUUUGCAUGCCAAAAACAUACAUCUCUGAAAUUGUCUUUGCUUUGAAAUGCAUCGUGUUGUGGCACCCAGAGACCGUAGUGAAGAUGUACAUUGGCAUGACUAAUUAGCACCAGUCUGGUUUGCGCUCAUGAGGAGGCAAUUAUUAAACCAAAACAAAAACAAUG